AUGUUGCUAAGAAAAAAUAUCGAAGUUUUAUGAAGUUAGGGAAUGUUGCUUUCGUCUGAUUACAGUUAAGUUUUAUGUUGAGCUGAAAUUGACCGGGUGGACUCUUCAUUAUGUAUACAUGAAAUAGAUGAAAAGUUUGCUGGAAUAUCUGGCUGUGAGAAAAACAUCUACAACAAGCUACCUAAACAUGAAUAAGGCCGCCGGAAAUGUGACGCUUGACCGAGAAUUGGCGGAUUAUCUUUGCCAUCCCAGCACUCGAGAUGCUUUCCACCUACGCUGCUCAAAUUAAUUCGGCUGGGAUGGAUUGGAGGUGACAACAGGGCGCCGGGCUUUUAUUUUGCAUCAACAGGACGCUCACUGGCGCAGAGUCCAUCAAAGUGUCGCACGCCUCAGCCCGAUAGAGUCACACACUGCUCUCGGGGAUCUGUGAUUGUGAGGCAGCAUGGCAACACCGAACCAAAUCAAGGAGAUCAAAGCUACUUUACAGCGGGGUCUUGAGAACCUGGCCCUAUCGGGAAACCUCAAGCCUCUGCCGCUCCGCCAGCAGACCAGCCGGCCACUGCUACGCAGCAAGCUAGGCGAAGGCCCCCACGUCUGGGGUGACCUGGACAACAAUAAUGUGUCCAGUUACGGAGGUGUGGACCAGAACGGCUACUGCCGCACUAGCGAGGAAUUCAACAAGAUACGCAAUGACUUCAGCAACGUCAAGAUACGGUCGCCGCAGCGGACAAAAACCUGUGACGGACAGGUGCGGGCCAAGAGUGAGCUUGGCACACAGGGGUCAAGUGGCGCAGCCAACGACUUGCCGAGCUCGCUCCGAACGAAGCCACCAGUCCCAAACAGAGCCCUGAUUCGGCCAAUCAGCGGGAAGAAACCGCUGAACGAGCCCCAAAGCAAGUUUGCCGCACAAACCAGAAAACAGUCCAAGACAAACUUGAAGCCCAACCCCUUGGACAGCCCCGCCAAGGAUUCCCCCUCAAGCCCUCUGCGCCAGACGAGCAGAGAGUCGUCUGGGUCAGAGGGGGGCACUGUGAGGUCAAUGGGGUCCAAGAUGAACCAGAAGUCGAGAAUGUCGUCAGAGGAAGAUGCAGAGGAGUGGAGUGACAUUGACGAAGAUGAGGAUGAAUUUGAUCCAACAGAAAGCGAGAGGACGCCCGGAGACGGAGCAUUGUUUGAUGACUUUGAGGAGGACGAUGAAAUAGGCGGCAUCGAGGGAGAUGUCCUCGAUGAAGAUGAUGAAUCGGACGACUAUUCCAUCGCCAGCAACGACUCUCUCUACCAGCUGACCAACGUGCCAUUGCCAGCGGCUAUAGCUACAGCAGCGAUCGGCAAGCCUCCCAGGGAGGGGAACCGAGUCAGCCUGUCCAGCCGGACAGGCUCGCGUAUGUUCCAGUACCUGACCACAGGCGCCGACGAUGCCCUACCGGCCCUGAGCCCUAGUCUCUUCAGCAACAUCCCGCCUACGAUUAACUUCGUAGGGGUGGAGGAAAAAGCCGUCCAGUUUCCCUGGGAAAUCCGGAAGCUUCUCAAGUGGAGGAUGAGCCCUAUCACGCCCAACGUAAUCAAGAACUGCAUCGCCAGGUCUGGCUUCCGAGCGACCAGAAAAGCGAAUGAAUGGCUUGGUUACUGGGGUAAACACAUGAAAGCCAAUGCCUUCAAGAUGGUCCGGGAGCACCAGAAGGUCAACCAUCUGCCUGGCUCGUUCCAGAUUGGGCGUAAGGACCGACUCUGGCGCAACCUGUACAAGAUGCAGGUGCACUUUGGCAAGCGGGACUACGGGUUCUUCCCCCAGACCUACUGCCUGCCCUACGACCUCAAACUGCUGAAGCGAGCCUGGGAGGACGGGGGCACCAAGCAGAAAUGGAUCCUGAAACCUCCGGCUUCGGCCCGAGGUAACGGUAUCCGUGUUGUCCACAAGUGGAGCCAGAUCCCGCGGCGCAAGCCGGUUAUCGUCCAGCGCUACCUGUCCAAGCCCUUCCUCAUCAACGGCAGCAAGUUUGACCUACGCAUCUACGUCUACGUCAAGUCCUAUGACCCGCUCAAGAUCUACGUCUUUCAGGACGGGCUGGCUAGAUUCGCCACCAUGAAGUACUCAGCAUCCAUGAAGAACCUGUCCAACAAGUUCAUGCAUCUGACCAACUACAGCAUCAACAAGAAGAAUGCUGACUUCACACCCAACAGCGACUACACGGCCUGUGAGGGACACAAAUGGGGCCUGAAAGCUUUGUGGGGCUACUUGAAACCCAUGGGGAUAGACACUGUCAGCGUCUGGGAGAACAUCAAGGACGUCGUGGUCAAGACUAUCAUCAGUGUGGACUCCACGGUCAACAGCAUGGUCAAGCUCAAUGUCAAGAGCCGUUACUGCGUCCACGAGCUGUUCGGUUUUGACGUCAUGCUGGACGAAAAUCUCAAGCCCUGGAUUCUGGAAGUCAACAUCUCCCCGAGUCUUCAUUCUAACUCUCCCCUGGAUGUCAGCAUCAAGGGAGAGAUGAUCAAGGAUCUGCUCAACAUCUCUGGCUUCCACAUCCCGGACAAGAGAGACAUUUACUCUGUCCUGACGCCAACCAGCAGCAGCUCCUCCAAGGUACGCGGCAGUGACAUAUUCAUGGACAAGCGGUUGUACCAGACCCAACUCUCCAGUGACGAGAGGGCCAAACAUGUCUUCUACACGCAGAAACACAUCGAUGAGCAAUGCCGCAUGUCCAUCCUGGACACGCUGACCCCCGACGACCUGCGUAUCCUAACCGAGGCAGAGGACGAGUACAGUCGCUGCGGGGGCUUUGAGCGCGUCUUCCCCUCCCCGACCUCCCACAAGUACAUGAGGUUCUUUGAGAACCCGCGCUACUUCAAUAUCCUGUUGGACGAGUGGGUACGCAAGUACCACAGGCAGCAUGCAAAAGGUUUAUCACUACUGGAGGAAUAUUGCCAGGAAGGCAUUCAUUUGGGUACCGGCAAAGACAACUCACACGUGUGUCCACCAUGGAGUCCGUCUUUUACGCCCAGGUUUAGCCCAUGGUCCCCCAUCUCCAGUGUCAUCCAAUCACAAGACCCACGGACAUCCAGUGCCCCUGUUACCAGUGCCCCUUCACCGACAACGGCUCUGAAGAAGAGUUCCUCCACCAACAACCUGCCUAAGAUUCGGCGACGCGGCCUGGCCAAACCUCGAGCCCUGUCCUCCACUGGCAGCGCCGCCCCCCUGGGCAAAUCCCCUGCCCACUCGCAGCCCCACCCACCCCGGGGGCUGUACGCCCCCCAGCGCCGGACGGUGACGGGCAUGACCACGCCUAGCUGAUGGGGGCCUCGCCUACCCCCGCUCAUGCAGAUGUUCCACGACCGUCACGUAGUCCAUGUCCCGUCGCUGCGCCUGAGCUACCGGCACAUGCUGAUGAAAUCCAAGGAGGCGCGAGGGGAGAGGGCAGCAAACAAGCAGACCACAAAGGGGGUGGGGACACACCGAGGGGCAGGGGACAAUUAACGCAGGGAAAAACACAGGCCUUGAGUAAAAUGUAUUUGGUACAUAAGUCCUUGAUUUGCCAGAUUGGACCAAUUCUAUCGUUGAAAUAUUUUCACCAGCACUCUGAACAACCCGUACUUGGGAACGUGCAAGACGGUAUAUCUGUCACAAUUCGCUGUUCAGCAAUUGCAGACCUGAAGAUUUGUGCCUUCAAAAGACUUACCACGCCUGGCAAGGAUGAUUCCCAAAGUGCAUCUCUCUGAACUGCAGAAAAACAAACGACAUAGUCCCAAACAAAGGAGAAAGAUAGGCCAAUUAGACACGUCAGGGCAUACCCGUCCGUAAACUACCUGCAGAGUCCUUCUGUGUCGGUAUUCACAAAGGCCGUGAUGGUCUCAGUGCCUUUUUGCAAUGGGUGGAGGUAGGCGUCAGUAUAGGCUGUUAAUUUUUAGACAACUCUGUGCACCGUGUGGAGUGAUUGAACAAUCUCACCACCAGAGCCAAGAAUUUGAAGUGUUUCUCACCAAAGUUUGUGCUCCAGCCUGCCUUGCUUCACUUCUAGACAUUCCAGUUUGCUGCUUUAUUUCCAGUGCUUGCUGAUUUCUCUCUAAAUUGCGCUCACCACCAAAGCCAAGAAUUUGAAGUGUUUCUCACAAAAGUUUGUGCUCCAGCCUGCCUUGCUUCACUUCUAGACAUUCCAGUUUGCUGCUUUAUUUCCAGUGCUUGCUGGUUUCUCUCUAAAUUGCGCUCACCACCAAAGCCAAGAAUUUGAAGUGUUUCUCACCAAAGUUUGUGCUCCAGCCUACCUUGCUUCACUUCUAGACAUUCCAGUUUGCAACUCUAUUUCCAGUGCUUGCUGGUUUCUCUCGGGCUGUUGAAUUUCUCUAGUGAACUCCCUAAUUUUUUUGGUCCGUUUUGAAGGGUUUAAUGGCAGAAAAGGUUGUAGGGAUGCAUUUUCUUUGUCCUGUUUCAGAGAUUUUCAUAGUGUACUGUAGAAAAUUGUCAUUUUCAAGUGUGGACUUAGAGACAUGCUGUGAACCUACGUUAACAAUUCCCUAGACAUUAAACAGGAGGUCGGUGAUGCCUUGUGCUUUCAUCCUGCGCCAUACUUUAUACCUCAGAUGAUCAAAACAAGUCUUCCUUUUUUACAUAUAGUUGGUGCCAUUGCUCUUUCAUUGCAUUCUCUAUUUGGAUCGUGCUCACGGUCUGCACUGCCAGUAGAAAAGAAAGCAGGACUUGUGUCAGUUUUUCCUGGUGUUCAACUAUGCAAAUGUUCGGUGUGUGUCUUGUGAUACAGGGGCAUAAAUUAUAAUAACAUAAAAGCUAGUUACUGAUUUUUUUUUCUAAUCGUAGAUAAUUUCUAUAUGCAUAAAUUGUCACCAUAUUAAUCAAUGAAAAUUGUUGGUGGUUGGUAACUGUGGAAAUGUGCCCAGGUAUAUUUAAUGACAAACUCUGAUUUUAUUCCUGUCUCCUAAUUAUAUAAUUUUUGUUUAUUUUUGCUGUUUAUUUUGCUUUGUUUUUGUGUUUUUAUUUUUGAGUAAGGUGCUUUAUUGCAGUUUCACGCUUUUUUUUUCUGCAUCCUUUUUUUACAAUUUAUGUUUUUGUCUUUUUUUUACAUUUUUUUUUUAAAGUUUAACUGUUAAGAUGAUGGUGAUUUGAUUGCAUCCUCAUCUGUGUUAAACCUUGGAGUGCCUUAAUUGUCAAAUGACUCCCUUCCCAGUGUGGUGUUGUACAUGUAGGAUGCAUGUGAGUCGCUCUGACAUCAAUUACUUCAUAUGUGUUGUGAUUUGUGUGAUUGCCGAUGCUAAGUUCUAUAUAAUAUAUGUGCUCUAAUUGAAUUCUGAUUGAUUUUUCUUGUGUGUGUUUGCCUUGCCUUAGAGACAAAUUUGUGGAUUUUUUUUUGUUGAAAUGGGCUGGGGAUUAUUUUUUAUAGACACCAAUGUUGAAAUACAAAAUUUACAUUCCAGGAUAUUAUUGUUACUAUUCAGAUUGUGUAGAAACAGAAACUGCCUUGUCCUUUUUACUCCGUGAAUUGUGAAAUCUGUGCCGGCAUCUGGAUCCAAAUAACCGAGAUCACCGAUUAAUGCCUCAUUUAUUUAUUCAUUUCUAUAAGUGUUGUUCAAAAUCCAAGUAAGAAGUUGCGAUAUUUCAGGGUAUUAAAACACUUGAAUUUGACUUGACAAUCUGCCUUUUCAGUCCAAUUUGUGCAUUUUUGGGCAGUAAAGUUUGGUCUGUGUAUAGUGAUGUAAAAUGCUUUUGUUCUUAGCCAAAAUGAAUAAGAGAAUGUUAGAAAUCCUUGUGGAUUAUUUAAAAUAAUGUGUAUGACUUCCAAAAUUGUAUAUUUUGCACAAAUUUGAAAACUGUUGUUUUAUUUUAUUUGGAUACACUUUUGAGUUAUUUUGGGAUUUGAACAAUUGUGGAAGAAUUGAAAAGAUACUGGGAUUUUUGUAAAGAAAAAUGUGUGUGUUAUUUAAAUUGGAGAAGGGAGCUCUUAAUGAUCGGCUGAACUUACAAAUUCUUCUUUGCACAAAUUUUUGUUUUUCAGUGUAACAGCUUGAAAUAAAAUCGAUUUGGCACUUCUAACUCGCGAAA
Messenger RNA from Acanthaster planci (crown-of-thorns starfish), 6046 nucleotides. Its product is annotated as tubulin monoglutamylase TTLL4-like. Lineage: Eukaryota; Metazoa; Echinodermata; Asteroidea; Valvatida; Acanthasteridae. Gene Ontology annotation, biological process: protein polyglutamylation; microtubule cytoskeleton organization. Gene Ontology annotation, cellular component: ciliary basal body. The record is from RefSeq and is a predicted model, not a curated record. Gene Ontology annotation, molecular function: tubulin-glutamic acid ligase activity; tubulin binding.